AGUUUCAUCUUUUAAACCCUGUGAUUACUGUGAGCCCAGCUAAGCCAAUCUCACCCUAUAAAUUUGCAGUUGAACUCUCACACUCCUUAGUGGCCACACACACACGUUACACAGAUCUACCCAUGUCACUGGAUCUGUGAUUUUCUUAGACAUUGGUGUCAUCACCAACAAUUGUACCUAUCAGUAUCCAAAUACACAUCAAAUCUAGUCACCUUCUUUUUCAACCCUUUCACUCCUCAAUUCACAUCACACACAACAACCAUGGAGAUUGAUAGCAGGUUUUUGAGCACUGGCCUCCUCCUGGUUGCCACAAUCCUUGUGGCAAAACUCAUUUCAGCCUUCAUAGUGCCCAAAUCCAGGAAGAGGGUACCCCCAGUUGUGAAGGGGUGGCCCUUGAUUGGAGGGCUUGUCCGUUUCCUCAAAGGUCCAAUCUUUAUGCUCCGUGAGGAGUACCCUAAGCUUGGGGGUGUCUUCACCCUCAAACUCUUCCACAAGAACAUCACCUUCCUCAUUGGCCCUGAGGUAUCCGCACACUUCUUCAAGGCUCCAGAGACUGAUCUCAGCCAGCAAGAGGUGUACCAAUUCAAUGUGCCAACUUUUGGACCUGGGGUGGUCUUUGAUGUUGACUACUCUGUGAGACAGGAACAGUUCAGGUUCUUCACUGAGGCUCUUAGGGUCAACAAGCUCAAGAGCUAUGUCAAUCAGAUGGUUGCAGAAGCAGAGGACUAUUUCUCAAAGUGGGGACCAAGUGGUGAGGUUGAUUUGAAGUAUGAGCUUGAGCAUCUUAUUAUCUUGACAGCCAGUAGAUGUCUCUUGGGACGUGAAGUUCGGGACAAGCUCUUUGAUGAUGUCUCUGCACUGUUCCAUGAUCUUGAUAAUGGGAUGCUUCCAAUCAGUGUGCUCUUCCCAUACCUGCCUAUCCCAGCUCACAAGCGUCGUGAUCAGGCACGCAAGAAGCUAGCUAAUAUCUUUGCUACCAUCAUAGCUUCUCGCAAGAGUGCCAGCAAAUCAGAAGAUGACAUGCUGCAGUGCUUCAUCGACUCAAAAUACAAAGAUGGCCGCCCAACAACUGAAGCUGAAGUGACUGGACUCCUCAUUGCUGCUCUUUUUGCUGGUCAACACACAAGUUCAAUUACCUCCACUUGGACUGGUGCAUAUCUGCUGUGUAACAACAAGUACCUUUCAGCUGUGCAGGAGGAGCAAAAGCAGUUGAUGGAAAAGCAUGGGGACAGAGUUGAUCAUGAUGUUUUGGCUGAAAUGGAUGUGUUGUAUAGGUGCAUCAAAGAAGCCUUGAGACUCCACCCUCCUCUGAUCAUGCUGCUGAGAAGCUCGCACAGUGAUUUUAGUGUCACAACACGAGAGGGGAAAGAGUAUGACAUUCCCAAAGGCCAUAUAAUUGCUACAUCACCUGCUUUUGCUAACAGGCUUGGUCACAUUUUCAAGGACCCUGACAGGUAUGAUCCUGACCGAUUUUCUGUCGGGAGGGAAGAGGACAAGGUGGCUGGUGCAUUUUCAUACAUUUCGUUUGGAGGGGGUAGACAUGGAUGCCUUGGGGAGCCAUUUGCAUAUCUUCAGAUUAAAGCAAUAUGGACUCAUCUGCUAAGGAAUUUUGAACUGGAGUUGGUGUCACCUUUUCCUGAGAUAGACUGGAAUGCCAUGGUUGUGGGAGUUAAGGGAAAAGUGAUGGUCCGAUAUAAGCGGAAGGUGCUUUCAGUUAAUCAAUAGGAUUACUGUUUCAUUUUCAUGGAUGAUUUUAUUGUAAGCAGUUACUGUUAGUCUUUCCUGGUUCAGCUUCUGUCCAAGUUCACUCUCUAUUUUGGCAAUGGAUAUCUAGAAUCUUUGAUUUUGAUUUUAUUUUGUUAUGUGAUAAGUGAUUGUAACCUGUUUUGGUUUGUGUAUUGGAGGCUACUAGUUACUUGGGUUCAA
Messenger RNA from Vigna umbellata (rice bean), 1926 nucleotides. RefSeq names its product obtusifoliol 14-alpha demethylase. Gene Ontology annotation, molecular function: heme binding; oxidoreductase activity, acting on paired donors, with incorporation or reduction of molecular oxygen; iron ion binding. The record is from RefSeq and is a predicted model, not a curated record. Lineage: Eukaryota; Viridiplantae; Streptophyta; Magnoliopsida; Fabales; Fabaceae.